UAUAUAGUACAAUAAAAUAACUUUAUACUUUGGGGUUCUUGGUUUCAUUAAGUUAUCUACCGGCAGUUUUCAUCAGAAGUGUUUAUCCACGCGUCAUGGGGAAGCAUAAGAAGAAAAGUCGUAAACAUAAACGCGCUCGAUCAGUCAGUAGUUCUAGUACCGUCAAAAGUUCUGACAGUGAGAGUGCCCGAACCCCGUCACCUCUGCCUCCACAACGCAAGAAGACCAGGAAACUAGAUCGGUCAAGUAAGCCUUUACGCAUAAAUGGACCCGAAACUGUAAGUCACAACAAUACGCCUACUUUGUACAACAUUAUACCCGAGUUUGACCCUCUGAAAGAUGACAUUAAUGCAUGGCUUAGAGUGAUUCAAUCUUACGCAAGUACAUUUUCUUGGUCUGACGAGAUCACCCGUUAUCAGGCUUUGAAUAAACUGAAGGGCUCAGCUAAAGUGUGGUAUGACUCGUUGUUACGCACUGAUCACCAAUGGCCGUCAUGGAAAUGGUCUGAUUGGCAUACUAGGUUGUCUGUUAGCUUUCAAAUUCAAAGGAACAUGUUUGAACUUUUGAAGGAGAUAAUAGAACGAAAACCAGCUGAAAAUCAAUCUCUGUAUGAAUUCUAUUUCGAUCAGAAAUGUAAAAUUGACCGGUUACGUUUAAACUUUUCGGAUCAAGACGUCAUUUCAAUAGUUCUCGGAAAUAUAGGCGACGGAAAUAUUGAAUCCAAUACAUUUAAUUCGUGUGAUCAGUUCGCAAGUUAUUUGCAUAGUCGGACAUACAAAGCAAAAAAACAAACAAACGUUUCACUUCCAAAGGCAAAUCACGUUCAGUCACCUGUCGUUAACACUUCUAGUAAUGCAAGCGUAGCUACAACGACAAGUCGAGCGGUUGCGUCGGGUUCUGUCGGUUCCGUUUCAAACGAGAAUAAUUCACAGGCGCGUAAAACAAUCAAAUGUUUCUUAUGCGGCGGAAAUCAUAAGCGAAUGCAUUGUGACAUAAAGUGUGAGUUUUGCGGGAUAAGAGGACAUAUUGAAUCUACAUGUAAUCGAAAGAAAAAUGUUAAAACGGAACAGAAAUCUGAAAAACCCGAGGUAACAUUUGUGUCAUCUUCAAAUUCUCGAAACAAGUUCGUGAAGAAGGUAGUUCUAAAUAAUGUUUUGGUUCACGAUGCAUUCAUAGAUCCGGGAAGUAGCUGUUCGAUUAUAUCACAGUCAUUAGUAACGAAACAUUGUUUACAGACAGCCGAGUUGCCCUCGCCAGUGACUUUGAACGGGUAUAAAGAACAUUCGUCAAAAAUUGUUACCACUGUUUUGAAGGCAAAUUUAAAACUUGACUCGGUCGAAAUAAACAAUGUGGAGUUUUACAUAAUGGAUGAUCUGGUAGGUUGUGACAUUUUGAUUGGACGGAAUGUGACGGAACGGCCCGACUUGAUGUACUCUCGGAUAGGUGAAGUUUUAAAGUUUGAUUAUGUUAAAACGUUAAAUGAAUUUUGCAAUAGUAUUGGUGAGACUGAACUUGAUGCCGAUUCGAACCAUGCAGAAUUAAUGACAUUGUUUCGAAAAUAUAGUGAUUGUAUAGCCAGGAAUGUGAAGGAAUUAGGCAAAGCCAAUAAUCAUGAAAUGGUUAUCAAUGUAACAGAUCCGCGUCCAAUUCAGUGUAGACCUUUUAGAUCGUCUCCAUCUGAUAGGCAGGUUAUUCGGGAUAUGGUCGAUGAGUUAUUAGCUAACGAUAUAGUGCGACAUAGUGAGUCUCCUUAUGCGAGUCCCGCGCUGUUAGUAAAUAAGAAAAAUGGAGAAAAGCGACUUUGCAUAGAUUAUCGCGCUUUAAACAAGGUCACAGUGAAAAACAAAUAUCCUAUGCCCCGGAUUGAAGAUUUAGUGGAUAGAGUCAUAUUAUUGGCAUGUGUGGUGUCAGGCGCUGACACCGUGCAGCAUGACCGUGUUGGCAACAAUCAAGAAAUGCCACUGACUGCAGCUUCCGGUGGCGGUAUGGCGCGUAAGCGGUGGUUCCGGUCGACAGAGGGCGCCACUCCGUUGAAUAAAACCGGUCUGCACGACGGUGCGCGCUCUCUUGCGGGGUUGGCACUCGACACGAGAACAUCGUCCACACUCUACUAG
Cydia fagiglandana is the source of this 2114-nucleotide messenger RNA. RefSeq lists its product as uncharacterized. The coding region runs from base 96 to 2114 and encodes 672 amino acids. The transcript has 2 exons. Lineage: Eukaryota; Metazoa; Arthropoda; Insecta; Lepidoptera; Tortricidae. The record is from RefSeq and is a predicted model, not a curated record.